CCGACGAUUCCGACAGUUCGGCGUCGAGAUCAAUAGCGGAGUGUGUCGCGUGUCCCUCGGCCUAAUCGCUGGCUUCGCUUAACCUAACUCGACAUCGCGCGAGCGUGACAGUCGCAUUCCGCGGCUGAAUAGCGUCGUAAUCUUUUUCGCCAUGAGUAAAAAAGGAUUUUGCAUGUGCACAAUCCUUUUUUGUCAACUUUGCAUGUCCCCUGCAGCGUCAUUCUCCGAUACAUAACGCUGAUCGCUGAUCGGCGAGUCUGACGAGCGCGUGCCUCGCCUCGAGAGUACACGGUAUCUCGUUUUCGUUGCAGUUCCCAGGGGGAGAUUGAUCUCGGGACGAUGUUCGAGUGGGCGUACGACGGCGUGAACAGCUCGAUACCGCGCAACGUUGGCCCGGAAUGCGCCAACUACCUGACGCUGAAUCGGAGAAUAAUCGAGACGCUGUUCAUAUCGGUGUUCAUCAUAUCAUUCAUCGCAUGGGGCCUGAAGCGAGUGACCUUGCCGAAGAAGCUGGCCUACGUCAGCCAGGACCGUGUCGGCAGACGGGUCCUGCUGAUCCUCAUGUCGCUGGUCCUGGGAAUGGAGACUGGCUUCAAGUUCACCAGCAGGACCGUGAUAUACCUGCUGAAUCCGUGUCACAUUACAACGGCACUACAAUUAUAUCUGCUGGCUGCGGAUCCUAGUCCAACAGUGACCGCUAUCUUCAGGAUACAUCUGAACCUGUUAAACGGACCAGUACUGGCAUACCUGUUUCCAGAGACAGAGUCUCGGAUCAUAUUCGCAGACAAGGCAAUGUACUACAUCCAGCACGGUUUGAUGCUGGUGAUACCGUUUUACUUGUUGAGGAUUGGAGGUGUGUACAACAUCGAGCCGCUGUCCGAUAUGAGCUGGUCGAUCCUCAGUUUCGGCCUCAAUGCGGGAUAUCACUUCUGGAUCCUCCAGAGUGUUGCCUUGCCAGUACAGGUGAACCUCAGUCACAUGCUGUGCGCAGCCGUUCUGGAUCCGUUCGAGGGACAAAAUUACCGGAUAUGGGCGGUGACCCACCAGUCGAUACUCUGCCCCAUUCUGUGUAAGCUGUUCUGCUACGGAGCUGACUUUUUCCUGACCAAGUUCCCGCCGACCAGGGUCAAGCCGUCGCUGGAAUGCACGAUCCCGAAGAAGAACUGUACAUACGAGCAGAACGAGAAGCUACAUGAAGAUUCCAACACCUCGGGGAACGGUCACACGCGCUUCGACUAGAGUCUGAUAGAGAGAAAAUCGAGUCACACCAAAAACAAUGCGUACGAGACGCUUCAGUUCGAUCGAGUGAGUAUAACAGUAUAACUCUCUCUCUCUCUUUUUCUCUCUCUAUCUCUCUUUCUCUCUGUCUCUGUACGCGUAUUUAUCAUCGCAGCGUCUAAUCCGAUACGCGCGCGUGGCGUUCGUGCAUUUCUGACGUUUCUACGCGCGAUCCGCGCAGAUACCGGUUCCUACGUAGUCACGUAAGAGAAUGUCCGACUUUUCUUCCUUGCAGACCAACUCGUUUGUAACUAUGUCUGUUAUGAGCGUCUGCGGGCAAACUGCACCCACGGGGCAACUGCGAAUAAUAUUGAGAAAGGGGGAGGAAACGGGGAAAAUUACCUUCUAAGUUAUCCUUAAUUCUAACAGAUAAUUAUACACGUUACGAUUGCGAGACACACACACACACACACACACACACACGUACAACGGUUAUACACGUUCCCGCUUAUGGAUUUCUUUCGUCAUCAUCAAGGGAAUCAAGGAUUCAUUCACACACACAGAUAUAUAUACACGAGAUUACACACGCCAAAACGGAUAACUCGAUUCUAGUACAACCGUUGUGAUUAUACCAUUAAUUUUUAAUUCGUUUAGAGUCCACAGAAGAUAAUGCCGGUCGAUCAAACAGUCAAUUUGAAAUAUUGAAUUUCUGUCCAAAUGCUUGUCAUGCCUAGCGCUGUGCUUAGAUUAAGAGAUUCUCGUAGAUAGUGUGGGGCUUAAGCUGACGUCCAGUAACACCGGCGGCUGAGAGAGAUCUCGCGGCCGACCGUAGAGAUGUAACUGCACACACUACCUUUUAGAUAAAAAUGUAAAAAAAAGGGAAUCGUGCACUUUUAUAUUCAUUUUUACUCAUGCAGUAGAAACGAAUGCAUUCAAAUAACGAAACUGCAAGGUAUUUUACACACAGUUUUGGUAGUCGACCCAAUCGUAGAGAUUUCGCCUAUAUAAAACAUACAAUAUAUAUAAUAGGGAUAGGGAGUAUAGAGGCGGCAGUGUUGGAAGUUUAUCAGGCCGAAAACACAUUUCGCGAAACGUAACACGCGCUCUCACUCUUCAAUAGGCUACUUGCGGCUCUACAUCCGUGUGACUCUGCUUACGUGUACGAAAAUAUUUUUAUACGCCAAUUCUUGUACGGUUCGAUCCUUUACUGCACGAGUUCACGCGCGGGAAAAUAUAUAUCUCCGCUGCGUACGCAACGUAGUAAGAACACUUUAGAAGACGUGUGCUUUCCGCGUUCAAUCAUAAAUUUAUCCGCCUUUACUCGAAAACUGUCUGUCGAGCUUUCGAAUCUGUUGCAUCCGCUUUACGUUCUUUCUUUCGGGAUCUUAUUAUCACAGGAGCGAUAUUUUCACGGCGAACGGUUGUGAAACGUCGAGCAUCAUUAUAGAUUGACGAAAAAAAGUGGCCUAUGUUGUUUUUCACGUAGAAUUAAUCCGAAAGAAAACGAAACUUUCAAGGUUCCAUGAUUUCAGUGAGCUGCCAUUAGAGAAUGAUUCUUGUUUCUCGACGAGAAUAGCCUGAUAGUCCAAAAUUUAUGUUGUCAGUAUUAUAAUAACGAUAAUGAUAAUAAUAUAAAGUAAAAUGAUAAUAUUAGCAACAUUGUAGCAUCGAUACUUACUAUACAAGUGCAGAGAAUUAACUCGGCAGUCUUGUAAUUUACAACAUAAGAGUUCGAUUACAUAGAGGUCUUUAUGAAGUAUCGUGAAAUGAAGUAUAUCGCAAACGACGUAUUAAUCCUGGAACUAGAGAUAGGAUGAUUAUAAUUUUUGCACGAAAAUGUUAAAGUUCUUGCAUUAGACAUGUAUACUAGCGUUUCGCGUAUUAAACUAACAAGAUAAAGUUGUCUCUGGGGCAUGGUACUAUAUAUGAUAUUCUGACUAAAGUAUUUUUUAUUAAAAUGGCCUAAGCAAGUAUAAACAAUUCGAAGAAGGAGGGAAGCUGUUGUGGGCGGCUUAGCAUUCGAACGUGAUUGCUCUUGCAGAUUAUUGCAUUAGGUACUUUAAUGCAAACUAAAUACAUUCAUGCACGCGGAGUACAUUUUCGAGAGAACAACGUUAUAAAUUAUUAAGACAUUACAUGAUAGUGAGUAGUUUCCGUUUGUUAGCCUCGAACUGAACUCGAUUAAAUAAGAAAUACUGGACGUACAAAAA
Ooceraea biroi (clonal raider ant) is the source of this 3428-nucleotide messenger RNA. RefSeq names its product transmembrane protein 164. Lineage: Eukaryota; Metazoa; Arthropoda; Insecta; Hymenoptera; Formicidae. The record is from RefSeq and is a predicted model, not a curated record.